AUGCUUUAUGUUUGGAUCAUGAAGUUGAGCAAAACGUCUGUUCUUUCUGUACUUCAAAUCGCAACCACGGAGAGACUCAUGAAGCUGCUUCUUUGGUCUCUUGAUGCCAUUUCUAUGGUUCUUGUGUCCUUGAUUGUGGCUUGAGUGUACCUUUUCCUUAGUCCAGCUUGGAGAAAAAUAAUUAUAUGUAUUUUCUCUAAAAAAAUAUAGAUUUAAAAAUGUUAGCUUGCCAAGGGAGUUAGACAUUUAUUUUAUAUUGUAAAAUUUUACAUGAGAUUAACUAUUUUAGCAAGUUAA
Molecule: messenger RNA, 297 nt
Organism: Blepharisma stoltei
Lineage: Eukaryota; Ciliophora; Heterotrichea; Heterotrichida; Blepharismidae
Source: the annotation of a GenBank genome assembly